CAAUGGAAAUGAAACAAAAAGUGUCUAAAUGAAUACAUAUGCACACAUAUGUAUGUGCAACAACAUUUGCAAAUCUUUGUUUAUAAUAGCUGACGCUUAUGGAUUUUAUGGUGGUAAAUAGAGCGAGAAAAGCUAGAAGCCAAGCGCGUUUUCAAUUCGGCAAUUCGUUUUUGAGCUAAAUACCCGCGAGAAGCUGCUGCCCGAACGUUUUGUGGACCUCAAAACCGAAAAGCCCCCAAUCCGAUUCACACAAUGUCCGAUGGAUCACCGCCUCCAUCGAUCUGCUUUAUCCGCGCCGCCGAAUCGUAUCCAAAAUCACAAAUGGAGAAGGAAGACUCUCAGCUGUUUGUGCCCUUCCAAGAGUUGGCCGGCGAAUCGAUCAAGUACCUGGGCCGCACCGACGACGGCGUCCUCGCCCUGUCGAACUACCGGAUAUUUCUCUCCAAGAAGUCAACCGCCUACGAGACCUACGUGCCGCUGGGCCUAAUCGAGUCCGUGCAGGUGCGCGAUCUGUUCCAGCUGAUCGUUAACUGCAAGGACGCCAGCACGGUGCGGUGCUCGUUUCAGUCGGCGGAACAGUGUGCCGACUGGCAGCGCCGGAUCCACCUGCUCAUCGGGGUUCCCGAGGCGCUGGAGACACUCUUUGCCUUUCCCUUCUAUUCCUGGACCUGCGAUGUGAUUGGGACCGGAAACGGAAGCGCCCAGGCCAACGGCAACGGGCUGGUGGCCAAGGAUCGCUCCCUAACGCUACAAAAUGGCUCGGCGAAGCCUACAGUGGCCAAUCCCCUGGCCCCUGUUGAUCCUGCCAGCGAUUCGAACCGCCUGCAGCGAUCCGUUCGCUAUGAGAGCGACUUCAAGAGCGAGGUGGCCCGCCUCGGGUUCGAUCUGAAGGGCUCGUGGCGCAUCUCCACGGCCAAUGCAGACUUCAAGCUCUGCCCCUCGUAUCCACCCAAAUUGCUGGUGCCCUGCUGCAUCACCGACGAGAUGCUCCACAACGUGGCCAACUUCCGGGGAUCGCGAAGGCUGCCAGCGGUCGUCUGGCGGCAUCAGAAGUCGGGUGCCAUUCUGGCUCGCUGCAGCCAGCCGGAGGUCGGUUGGCUCGGCUGGCGGAACACAAGGGACGAGCAGCUGCUGAAGGCACUGGCCGAUGCCUGUGCCUUCGACAGGGGAGAGCAUGCCAGGCAUUCCACCAUUGCCGCUGAGACAAAGGCGACGCAACCAACAAAGGGAUCCUCUUCCAAGGAGACCAACGGCCAGGCGGCAGGCUUGUCCGGCAAGAGUUCACCGUCUCUGGACGAUUCCUCGCACGAGGAACUUACGCUCGAUGAAAUAAAGAAAAUUCUCAUUGUGGACGCUCGUAGCUAUACAUCCGCCGUUACAAAUCGCGCCAGAGGUGGCGGCUGUGAGUGCAUCGAGUACUAUCCUUGUGCGGAAAUUGAGUUUAUGAACCUGGGCAAUAUCCACGCCAUCCGAAAGAGUUUCCACGCCGUCCGGCAGCUGUGCGCCUCAUCGCCCGACGAUCCAAAUUGGUUCGGACAACUGGAGAAGACGAUGUGGAUGCAGCAUCUUUCGGGUCUGCUGGGUGCCACCAUGACCGUUGUGCACACUAUCGAGAAGAAUGGACGGCCCGUACUAGUGCACUGCUCAGAUGGCUGGGAUCGCACUCCCCAGAUCGUGGCUACGGCGCAGCUCUGCUUGGAUCCGUACUACAGGACUGUGGAGGGCUUUCGCGUGCUUGUGGAGCGCGAAUGGCUGAACUUCGGCCACAAAUUCGCCGAUCGCAGCGGCAAUGGUCCCAACUCCGACGAGGUCAACGAGCGAUGCCCGGUUUUCCUGCAGUGGCUCGAUCUGGUGCAUCAAAUACACAGACAGUAUCCAUGCAGUUUUGAGUUCAGCAUAAGCUAUUUGAUCAAACUGGCGCAACAUUCGCUGUCCUGUCUAUUCGGCACGUUCCUAUGUAACUCGCUCAGAGAACGCAUCGAGAAUUCAGUUUUCGACCGAACGUUUUCGGUGUGGCCAUUUUUAGCGGAAACUAUGUAUAGAAAUCCUCUCUAUAAGCAUGAGACUGAAAAGGUUCUUUGGCCGGCGCACAGUGUGCGGUUUUUAUACUUUUGGUCGGACGUUUACCUUGGUAGUUUAGGCAACAAAAACGGCACUGAUCUGCCAUUACUGAGUAAUGAACGACAGACUGGACACAAUAAUGGCCUAAUGGCGAAGACAAGAUCUUCGGAAGACUUAACAACGAACGAGUUGGGACAGAGCACCAUUUCGAGGAGAUCGAGUGAUCCGAACCUUACAGUUGAAUCCAUUGUUACAGAUUGCUUCAAUGCGAACAGCAACUCCAUGUUCGACAUACGAACCGAGAGCGAAAAUGUCCAGGAAAGCGCGAAAGACCCCAAAGAAUUUGAGCUGGACGUGACGGAUGCAACUGAAGUGGUUCUGGGUCCCAGUAGCCGUUCAAAUAAUCCCAUUCCCGAGUUCCAUGGCGACCAAAGUACAGCAGCUGCUAACCGUGAUAUAUUGCAAGUGGAAUCACAAUCGCAAAGGCCAAGUUCCUUGGUCUCCUCAACCGGGCGAGCUGUUUUGGCUCACUCUGAAAACGAUCAAAAUCCAGUUCCUUUAAAAUCUGAAGACACAAGUGAUAUUUGUCGCACUCUGUGGGGGAAUGGCGCCAUCGAAACCAGCACUGAUACCCUGAUUCCUGCGGAGCCCGUACAAAAGACGAACAGCAGCGACAAGACCGACAGCAGCAGCAGCAGUAGAGAUCGAGAUCGAGUUCGAGAUCGAACGCCGCCGAUCGAACUGGCGAUUGGUGAUAAAACUGCUCCCGCUGCUCCCCAAAGCAAUAAAAUCAGUCAUAGCUACAAUAAUUUGCCCAAGGUUCACAUGAAACCGAAUGCCGUGAUAUGCCCGCAGCGAGGGGACGCCUUUCCGCAUCACCUGGACCUACAAGUGCCAAGGGAGAGUGCGGCAAACGCAACGAGCUGCAAGCUGGAGAAGUUGUCGAAUGCGAAUGCGAAUGCCAAUGGAUCCGAAUGUUACCACCACCAUGCUGAUGAAGGUCUAUUUAUAUCUCCCGAUCUCCAGCGAUUCGUGGGUCAGUCGCCAUUCGAUGCGCCCGCGGCGCAGGGCGGUCGAAUACGCCGAAAUACCUUUGGCUCCAGCUACAGUCGCGACUUGAAGUUUACAACAGAGAACGGCAGCGCACACCAAUUUCCUUCGUCGGGGAUCAUUUCGCUGCCACCCACACCGUUUCAGGAGAGGGCGCAGUUCACUAUAUCCUGCCCCGAUGGCCUGGCUCACGGACUCAGCGAACAAAACAUAAGACUCCACCAGAUCGUACAAGAACACAAGCUACGAGAGGAAAUGCUUCUGCGGGAAAUUCACGGCAUGCGAUUGGCACUGUUGGAAAAGGGCUGCCCCAGCUGCAAUAGCAUCGUUUCGACAAAUAUGGAACAUGAAAAUGGAUCGGAUAUCGUUGAAAAUGCUUCAACAUGUUCCUGGGAAGCCGUCGAAGAGCGUAGCGGUCCCCCAUCGUUUGCCCACCCUUCCUCGAUCCAAGAGAAAAAAGCCUCCAGUGUCCUCUGGGUACCAGAUCAUGCCGUUUCGCGUUGCUCUAGUUGUCAAACUGAGUUCUGGCUGGGACGAAGAAAACAUCAUUGUCGAUCAUGUGGAGAAAUUUUUUGUGCUGACUGCUCGGAAUUUUGGGCGCCUUUGCCAAACGAAAAGCUUUUUAAUCCAGUUAGGCUAUGUGGAUCUUGCUACACGACCGUCACAACAAAUGUCCAAGAGUACGCUGCCGUACCUCCAGAAUCCCAAUCCCAGGUGAAGGACGAAGAGACGUCGUCUUCUGCAAAUUCCUAAGAGCUUUUCCCCAAUUAUUUUAAGACUCCUCUGUUGUAUCAAUAUGUACAUAUUAUUACUCAAAAUAUUUAUUGCAUAUGUGUUAGCACCAUAAUAGCGAAAAAUUCAUCUGUGCGUUUAUAUAGAACACGAAAUUAUACAAUUUUGUUAGAAAUAUAUAUGUGGAUAUAUGGAAACAAUUGUAAAUUCAAAUACAAUCUUUAAACGAAA
Drosophila takahashii is the source of this 4074-nucleotide messenger RNA. Its product is annotated as phosphatidylinositol-3,5-bisphosphate 3-phosphatase MTMR4. NCBI's taxonomy places the organism in Eukaryota, Metazoa, Arthropoda, Insecta, Diptera, Drosophilidae. Gene Ontology annotation, molecular function: phosphatidylinositol-3,5-bisphosphate 3-phosphatase activity; phosphatidylinositol-3-phosphate phosphatase activity; metal ion binding. Gene Ontology annotation, biological process: phosphatidylinositol dephosphorylation; regulation of autophagy. Gene Ontology annotation, cellular component: membrane; cytoplasm. The record is from RefSeq and is a predicted model, not a curated record.